Messenger RNA from Hansenula ciferrii, 474 nucleotides. RefSeq names its product Spc34p (gene SPC34). Bases 1 to 474 code for a protein of 157 amino acids. Gene Ontology annotation, cellular component: DASH complex; spindle microtubule. The record is from RefSeq and is a predicted model, not a curated record. NCBI's taxonomy places the organism in Eukaryota, Fungi, Ascomycota, Saccharomycetes, Phaffomycetales, Wickerhamomycetaceae. The transcript has a single exon. Gene Ontology annotation, biological process: attachment of spindle microtubules to kinetochore.
AUGUCAGAUCUACUGAGAUAUUUAAAUUCCAUUGAUGAAACUUCAGAUUCAAUUAAAUCAUUAAAUUUUACACCACCAGGUAUAUUUACAAAUUCUUUAAUAACAAAACCAAAUAUUGUAUCAUUAUUAAGAGAUGCAGAUCAAUAUGAAAAUUCUUUAUAUCAAGUUGAUCCACAGGGAAAACCUGAAAGAUUAGAUGGUACUUUAGGGGUAGUUGAUACUUUAAAUGAUGAUUUUGAUCAUUUAGAAAUUCAACAACAACAACAAUUAAAUAAUGAAUUAAAUGAUCAAGAUAAUAAUCAAAUUUCAAGAAAACAAGCAGUUAUAAUACCUCAAAGGCAAAAUAUAAAUAAAGAGAAAAAUGAUGAAGAUAAAGGUGUGAAGAAUCUUUUGAAGAAAUUUAAUGAAACAAAUCAAGUUGAUUAUGAUGUUGAUGUACUUUGUGAAACCAUUAGACAAUUAUUAGAGAAAUAG